Lizanozyma spartinae is the source of this 1311-nucleotide messenger RNA. RefSeq names its product RTA1 domain-containing protein. The transcript is spliced from 2 exons. Lineage: Eukaryota; Fungi; Ascomycota; Pichiomycetes; Serinales; Debaryomycetaceae. The record is from RefSeq and is a predicted model, not a curated record. The coding region runs from base 1 to 1311 and encodes 436 amino acids. Gene Ontology annotation, cellular component: plasma membrane; fungal-type vacuole.
AUGUCUGCUUGGUCAGAAUGGCAGCCAUCGCAUAUACCUACCAAAACCGUCUUACUGACGAUAACAGGAGACCCCGCCAGCUUGAUCUCCGUGAUCACCUCCGCUGUGGGGCAAGCACAAGUCGAGACCAACUGGUACCCCUUGUUACAACUAUCGCAAUCCAUUAGAGGUGCCCAAGCAUCCUUGACUAUCUUGUAUGCUGAACUGGUAUUGGCCACUGCGACUGACCAGAGCGUCCAACUGUUGGCCACACAAGCUAUCUUCAAUGCCACGCUAAACUUAAAGUCCUUAGAGUUGGAGAAGAACCCAUAUUCAUACUAUUUAAAUAGACCAGGUAACAUAUUCUUUCUUAUUGUUUUUGGGUUGAUAUUUGCCUUCAAUACGCUCAUGAUCAUCAAGUCAAGAUAUUGGUGGUACAACGUAACUUUCUUUGCGGGAUAUGCUCUUGAAGUUAUCGGGUUUGUAGGGCGAAUCAUAUCCUUCAAUGAUGUUGAAAACCAUAAUGCAUAUUUAACUCAGUUUGUGGGGUUAACCAUUGCCCCUGCUUUCAUUAUGGCAGGGUUCUAUUUCUUGUUUGCUCAAUCGGUCGUUCUUCAUGGUAGACAGUACUCGGUGUUGAAACCGUUAUGGUAUUCUUAUUUGUUCAUUACCACCGACAUCUUGUCUCUUGUGGUUCAAGCGGGCGGAGGUGCUGCUGCUUCUAUUGCUUAUAAUAACCAUGAAGAUACUAAACCAGGUACAAAUACGAUUCUAGCGGGUAUUUGCUUCCAAUUGCUUGCCAUGACGGUUUUCGUUGGCUUCUGGUUUGAAUUCUUAAAUCGGAUCUUCUUCAAAGAUUGUGACAAAAUCGACGAUGAUUCAAAUCCUUAUAAGAAACGGUCCGUAAAGAACUUUUUUAAGUUGUUAUUGGCUACGCCGUCAGCAAGAAAGCACACAAGGAAUGUAUUGGACAGGUUUUAUAAUCCGAAAUUUCAACACAUUCGGUCCAGACCAUUGUUUGACUGGUUCCCAUUGGCUAUUACCGUCAGUGUUUUGGCCGUGUAUGUUCGGUGCAUUUACAGAGUGAUUGAAUUGGCGCAAGGAUGGAGGGGUUAUUUGAUUACCCAUGAAGUUUUCUUGAUGACUUUAGAAGCUCUUAUGAUGUCGAUUGCAGGGUUGAUCUUUAUACCCUUCCACCCAUAUUUUGUGUUUGGAAAAGUUAAUAUUGUUAAAUUGGCUUCCAUUAAAAAGAGACUUGAUGUUGAUGACAAGGACGAUACAAGUUCUUCUGAAUCGAAUCAACUUUCUACUCAAGUUAAUGACGAAAAGUGA